AAAUAUACAAAAUUGAAUGUUUUCUUAAUUUGUGUCUACAAAUCUAAAACGACAAAUAAAAUGAUACGGAAAGAAAAAUAGACUGUUUUAAAUAGACUGUUUACAUAUUUCUUUGAUGAGUUAAAAAAAUUUCUUGUCAAAUAUAUAAAAGAUCGAUAGCAUAUGUAAAUAGACUGUUUUCAUAUUUUUUUGAUGAGUUACCCCUGGUAUUAAUCGGAAAGUAUUCUAAAUUUGAAGUGUGGUAGUCAGUUCACUCUGUAGCACUAAGUGUAUUUUUUCCGAAGCCGACAGAGUUUAUAAAAAAAAUAACAAUCGAUUUUCAAAAUGAGCCAAAAAGAAUUCCUAUGAGCAAUUUUAUUAAAGUCACGUGGGAAUGGGAUCUUUGUUGAAAGUAAAUGUACGCGCACUGGAAAAAUACUGCAACCGGUCCACAAUACCCAAGUCACUUUUAAAGUGCAAAUUUUCAUUGGGGUUAAUCAUUAAUUCAUUAAUAUUGAAACUCUAUGGACGUAUUAGUCAAAGUCUCGAUUUUAAAGAAUCUUGUGCUGUGUUCCAAAAAAAAACGUGUGCAUCAUGUCAAUGAACAUAUUAGUACUGUACUAGUUAUCUACUCGACAAAUAAGAUGCACAUAUAUAAAACAUAUGUUUUAUAAUUAGGGAUAUUAAAUUUUUCCCUUUUGCAUUUUAGUAAUUAUGUAAUUCAUAUUUUUAAGUUUAGUAUUUACAAUUUGCUCUAUUUUUAACAAAUUUUUUAUAUUACUAUUUGUUUUGAUAUAAGAAUUACAAAUAUUCAAAUAUUCACCCAGAUUCGAAGAGACUAUAUCUAAAUGUUUUAAUGAAUUCGUAAUGAUUUUGAUGUGUUGUCUGAUGAGCUUGACAUGUUAUUUAUACUGCUCAACUCGAUUUAACUACUUUAUGUAUCUUACACAUGUCGUGCCUUGAUCCACAGGUCUCUGGUUGUUGAGUAAUUGCUUUGAUUUCAAGGUGACUCUGUCCUGGCCAUCAUCUUCUUGAUAUAGAGUUUGAUACUUCGAGCUUGAGAUAAGACUUUAGGCGAGAUAGUUGGACUUUGCCCAUGAUAUAUAUAUAUAUAUAUAUAUAUAUAUAUAUAUAUAUAUAUUUAUUUAUUAAAAUAAAUCUAUUUUUAAUAGACUUUUACUAGACCAACAUUAUGUGCUAAAUUCAUAUCUAACAUACAUUGUAUCCGCCGAAGAGUAAUUACAAAAUAUCAUUUUUAUAACAAUCUAGUAGUUUCAGUCUCUGAAAAUCUUUCUGAUUUGUAAUAUGGUAUCAGAGCUAACAUUACAAAUGAUCACAGUGGCCAGGUGCUGAUUGCAUAUUUGGCAAAAAUAAACGAUUCGCAAGCUUUUGUAAAACAAAGUAUUUUGUGUGUUUGAUAAUACUCCGUAACAUAUGGGUCAAAACUCAAAGGCCAAAGCUUCGUUCGAUUAAUCGAAAAGGCAGGUGAAGCUGUUAAGGCAAUAAUAUAACAGAUUUUAUAUGUAGCUGUUAAGGCCAAGAUUUCAUUGAAAUGUUUCUUAAACACAAUACACCUCGUAAUUAGUGAUCGUGGUUAGAGAUGGAUAAGCGGAUCAACCAUUUGAGUCUAUCAGUUUUUUGAUACUGUAGAAACUGAAAACAAAUAAAAUUAUUUGUAAUUCGGUUUGAUGUUGUUUCACUUUAGUACGGUUUGUUCUCAGUUUGCAUUUGAUUCGGUUUAAGUUUAAUUAAAAUUAAGGGCCUCCACAAUGGAAGCUCUUGAGGGAGUCUUUAGGGAGUGUGGACCCUAUUUUCUUAGAGUUUGUGCAAAAAGAAAUCUUUAAAAUUCUUUGGUAAGGAUUGAUCCUUAUACUGUUCACGGGUCCCAUUGACUACGUGGCGACCCAUGAAUGAUCAUUUUUUUUUUUAAAUCCAGGAUUAAUCCGAAAUGCCCUUGUGCUAAGGAUUCUAAUGAGUCUCACCGUUACGCAUGGUCUAAUAUGAACACAUAAAUAAACUAAUAAAUCAUCGCCAGUGAAUGUUAUAUAAUGUAAAUAUGUUUGAUCAAAAAAUAUAAUGUAAAUAUGUAAUAGGAUAUAACUAAAAUUUUAUAAGAUUUCAGGGUUUUUGGUUUGAGUUAGCUAGGUUACAUCAAUUAAAAUCGAAUACAAUAAAGCCAAUCGGUUUAUAAAAAAAACAUUCGGGUCGAUUUUCAUAUGGUUGGGUUUUCUUUUGCUACACUUACUAUAUCGGUUCACCUGCAUGCUCUAAUAGUAGCAGGUAUCUCUUAUAUAGAGGGACUUUACUCUGGAUUGCCCAAGUAACUCCUAUGUUCAUUCUAUUUUAUCCCACCAAUUAAAAACAAUAUAAUUUUUAAUAUAUUUUAAUCAGAAACAUGGUGAAAAUCGAAAUUGCCCUUAAUGAAACCAAGUAUUUACAGGAUCCAACCUAAACUAUUUGACUCGACCCACUAUUAGUCGGAUCCUUAACCAGAUCCGCGCGUUCCUUUCUUCUUUCUCUUCCUUUGUCGUCUCUCACUCUCUUCUAAACCUUCUAAACCUGAAAAUUGAAAAAAAAAUCCUAUAACCGACGAAAACGAUGAAGCCCACCGCAUUGACUGCUUCCUUCACUGCUUCUUCUCUGAUCUUCCCUUAGUCCCUCGUGCCCUUCCUUGUUACUCUGAUUUCAUCAUUUCCCCAAAUCAGUCCGUAACCCUAGAUUUGACGAAAUCAAUUGAAAAAAUUGAUCGAAUCAACUGCUCCUGCGGCGUAUUCUAUUCUCCUGCUCCUUCUGUCGGCGACGCAAUCGACGGAACCCUAGACUUCAUCUCCCAUCUCCUGUUUUCGUUCUCGUCUCUUCCGUGUAAAAGGGGAUCAAGAUAUUGAGAGGCUAUAGAUAAUGGCAGGCCGAGGUCGAGGGAGAAAAAAAUCUCAGCAGAAAAAGUCCACAAAAAGAAACAGUGCUCCUGUAGAAGAGCAGCAUGUAGAAGAACUUUCAACAGAGAAUGAUAGUGAUGAUCUGUCAGCACACGGAAUUGAGUCUGAUAAUCAGGGAACCGAUAAUCAGUCUGCAUCAUCUCAGGAGUGCCAACCACUGCCACCUGAUGAGCUAUGUUUCAAGAACACCGAGUUCACCCAGACGUGUAAGAUACAGAGCAAGUGUUAUGUGACCGAGACGGUGAAGUUUCUGAAGAAGGCUAAGUUUAAGCCUGAGCUCCAGUGGUUUGAAAACCACCCUCAGUUUUGCCAUUUUUUCCACAUGCCCGAUGAACCAAACUUGAAGCUGCAGGGUAUGUGGAUGCUUCUACUGCGCACUGUUCCUUUACAUGAGUCAGAGGACACAUCUUGGUUUGCUGUUAAUGGAGUGCCCAUUCGGUAUUCAAUGAGAGAGCAUGCUCUCAUCUCGGGAUUGGACUGCCAUGACUACCCGGCUAAGUAUAAGAAGAUUGGAAGCUUUGCGUUUGUAGACAUGCAUUUCAAAUCACAUAAGGAGAUCACUAUGCUAUCUGUGAGAGAGAAGUUGUUGAGUAUGAGUGCGUGUGGGGAUCGACUCAAAAUGGCAGUGCUUUACUUCUUAGGCACGAUUAUCAGAGGGAAGGGAAGGUAUAAUGCCCCGUUCGACCCUUUCAUAUUAAGAAUCGUCAACGAUGUGGAGGUUUGUAAAACCUUUCCUUGGGGUCGGUUGACGUUUGAAGAUGCUCUCCGGUCUAUCACUCGCGUGAUGAAGCAUCUGAAAGGGAAACCUAAGAAUAAUGUCAACUUUCCCGGGUUCAUAAUUCCUUUGGAGAUUCUGGCAUUUGAGUGUAUCCCAGCUCUGAAAGCACGAUUUAGAGAAGGUGUAGAAGGCUGUAUGAGUAAGUGUCCGAGGAUGUGUAAAAAGCGGUUCCAAAGUAACAGCAUGAAGGGUUAUCCUCUUGAGGAUUUGUACGACACACUAGGAGAAAUUAAGGUUAUUGAAAGUGUUCUUGUUCCUACUGUUGAUGAGGAACCUCUCAUGGCACGCUUAAUGGAUGGGGAGCCAGACUAUGAAAAUGAAGAAGGCGUGAGUAAUUUGUGGAGCACGUGGUUGACUGUUAAGGAGAAGCCUAUCUUUUGGCAAGAACUCUAUGAGUUAGAUGUGGCUGCAAGGGAGUUUCCUCAGAAGAAAGACAAAAGGAAAGUGCAUGAAGAAGCAUCCUCCUCUAAUACAAGUUUGGAGGACGUUUUGAAAGGGUUUGAAGAGAGGUUGAUGACAAGUUUGAGUGAAGUGAAUGGGAAGGUGGAAAAAAUGAACAAGAGGCUUGGGAAGAUUGAACGUUGCCAAGUUGUUUUAAAAAAGAGGUGUAAAAGGAUGAAGGCAAUGGAGAAGAAGCUUGAGAAGAUUGAAGAUUGCCAAUAUUAUUUAAAAAAGAAGGCCAAGAAGGUGGAGAAAGAAAUGAAGGAAAUGAAAGAGAAGGAGGAGGAUAAGGAGAACAAUGACGGUUUCGACUAUCAAGGCAUGGAUUAUGACUGGGAUGGGCAGCGGAAUGACAGCAAUGGAGCGGACGCAACAACCAAAGAACCUGAAGAUGCAGAUAUGGUUGAAAAUACAGAGGUGGUAGAAGAGAAAGAGAGUGAAGAAGACGCUCAGAAGGACGAUAGAAGUUCUGAGGAAGAGACAGAACCUGAACCUGAAGCAGAAGCUGAAGCUGAAGAAGACAAAGAAAAAGAGGAUGAGGAAGAGAGUGAAGAAGAGGCUCAGAAGGAACCUGAUGAGGUUGAGAUGAAUGAAGCCAAUGAGAUUGAAGAAGAGGUUGAAACAGAGGCUCGGGUUGAAGUUGAAACCGAGAAAACUCCUACACCACCACGUGGUAGGACUAAGGCAGCAGCCGCGAGGAGACAAAUCCUAACAACACCAGAGAAGUUGUUCGGAAAGGCUGAAAAAAUGGUUGAGGAAGAGGUGAAAGAACCUGAGGAAGAGGGUGAAAAAAUGGUGGAGGAAGAGGUGAAAGAACCUGAGGAAGAGGGUGAAAAAAUGGUGGAAGAAGAAGUGGUAGAGCCUGAGGAAGAGACUGGAAAAAUGAUGGAGGAAGAGGUGGAAGAAUCUGAGGAAGAGGCUGUAAAAAUGGUGGAGGAAGAGGUGGUAGAGCCUGAGGAAGAGGCUGGAAAAAUUGUGGAGGAAGAGGUGGUAGAGCCUGAGGAAGAGGCUGGAAAAAUGGUGGAGGAAGAGGUGGAAGAAUCUGAGGAAGAGGUGGAAGAACCCGAGAAAGAGACUGAAAAAUAUACUGAGGAAGAAAAGCAAGAGUGGUACAUGGUUGUCUACGAAGGCAGUACUUGUGAAACGAAGGAAGCUGACAAGGGAGCAGCCAAGCCUUCUGGAACUGGGGUCAAGCAUAGGCCAAAACAAAUGGCAUUGAGGAAGCACGCUACUAAGCAGGCUCCUAAGCCGAGGGGUAGACCGAGAAAGGAUACUGAACCAAAGAAGUUCACAACGCCAGAACAGACAAAAAGGAUACGUUCACGUUCACAGUGGGUUUCCACUCCUUUCACUGAAGCUAACACUGACGAGAUUGAAGGGCACAAGAAGAAGCCUAGAACAAAGGCGUAGAAGACAAGAAGCUUAACAUAUUUUGGAUGUUUAGUAUUUAUCUCGGAUUUGUUGUGAACUUAUGUAAGAAGUUAUGUUUUGUUGCUUGCUGGUUUGUAAAACUUGAAUGAUAUCACAUUUGUACUACUAGGUUAAUUAUGUAUUACUAAGACAAACAAAAUUUGUCAACAAUAAGACAAAAAAAAAUAUAAGAAAAAAAUGGCACAUGUCUAAAACGUGUAAAACGUGUAAAAUAUAAGAAAAAAAAAUAGCACAUGUCUAAAACGUGUAAAAUAUAAUAUUAAACAAAACAUGUUUGAAUACUCUUAGUAGUAUUCAAGGAAGUAGUAAUAUUUCAUUCUUCAUAGUAAUAUUUUUGUAAAUCAGAAUAUUUUUAAGGAAUACAACCUGAAGAAAUUAAAUUUAUUAGUAAUACAAAUGUAUUUAGACAAUUUUAGAUUAUAUAUAACACAUUGGCAUAAUUUUUUUAAACAAAAUGCGUAUUUUCGGAAUUUCAUCCCAUUAUGGCCUUCACAUCAAGACAUUAGUAUAGAAGUAGAAGGAUGUUUUCUAUAGAAAUGAGAGGUUUUCAACUAAUUUGAGAAUUUAAGAGUAUUCUAUGUCUAAUUUGGCAAAUAAACACAAAUAUGACCAUAUAAUCUCGUAAUAUAUGAGAUAUUUUUUCUAAAAAUAAAUAAUAAGACAAAAACAAAAGUUCUUUGAAACAUGCAUACUACAUAGUAAUUCAAAGUAGUUCAAAGUAGUUCAAGGUAGUCCAAAGUAGUACCUAGUAGUCCAUAUUAGACAUAGUAGUUUGCAGUAGUACCGAGUAGUCCAUAUUACACAUAGUAGUUCACAGUAGUACCGAGUAGUGCAGUGUUACCUAGUACAAGAGUUCCAUGUUACUCAGUGGGGGAAGAAUUACUUCCACAUUCAAAAUACUCAUGCAAACGUCCGCCUCUCCUUCCCCUGCCCCUGCCUCUUCCCCUUCCGCGUCCUCUUCUUCGUCCACGAGAUUCUCCGGCUGAUGGAAACCUUUGCUUUUGAGUGGGUCCUUUCUUUUUUUCGUAUACCGGGGGAAGAAAUUUAAGUGCUCGAAUCUCGUCAGGUAUGACCCAUUCAGACAUAUGAGGAACUGGAUAAAUCGUCCUACAGUAUGCCAAUGCCCACAACUCCACCAAAUAGUAUUUUGAACAAAACUCUUGUAGAUGAAGAUCUCUUCCUACGCUCAAGAACUUGGCAGCAGCAGCAGCAUGAACACAUGGGAUUUUGUCUAGAUCAAAACACCUGCAGGUGCACAUUUUUCUUGCCAAAUCAACCGUAUAAAUCUUUCCGUCACUACCAUUGACAUUUUACUCAAGGUGGAAGCUGUUUAUCUCAACAACAUCUAAACACCUCGCUUCCAAACAUCUUUUUGACAACUCCUUUUCCACUGUUGGCACAAGCUUCUUUGUGACUGGUAUUUCAGCUGCCUUCUUCCUAUGUUUGUUAAACCAUUCAGUCAUUUUCUUGAUGAUAACAUCAAUCAUCGGUAGCAUGAAGAAUUUCCUCGCUUCCCGAAGAACACCAUUAAUGGAUUCUGCUUAACAUUGUAUCUGUCUCCUUCAAAGUAACAUCUUGCCCAUUUUCUCACUUCAACACUUUUCUCCAGAUACGCCGCAGCAGAAGGAUACCUUCUGGAAAAGGCAUCGUAGAGAUCAUCGAACUCAGCCACUGUAUAAGCAUGUGCACACUCUGUAAACUUGCUUGCGCAAGCGUCUCUGUUGUUGAAAACAUGUCCUUUGACAUGUCCUUUGACAUUUUGAGACACCAAUUCGCAUCACGUAUUGACUUGAUCAAGCUCGCAUUUCUAUCCGAAAGAAACACCAAUUCGCCUUCAUCUGCUAUCACUGACCUCAACUUAUUCAUAAACCACAUCCAGCUUUCGUCUUUCUCACCAUGAACUACACCAAAUGCGAUAGGGUAGUGGUGACGAUCCGGAUCUUGAGCCGUCGCAACAAGCAGAACUCCACCAUAAACAUGCUUAAGAUGUGUUCCAUCCACAAUGAUAACUUUCCUCAUCGCUGCGAAUCCUUCUAUGGAAGCUCCAAAUGC
Messenger RNA from Brassica rapa (field mustard), 7617 nucleotides. RefSeq lists its product as uncharacterized. Lineage: Eukaryota; Viridiplantae; Streptophyta; Magnoliopsida; Brassicales; Brassicaceae. The record is from RefSeq and is a predicted model, not a curated record.